This is a messenger RNA of Spinacia oleracea (spinach), 731 nucleotides long. RefSeq lists its product as uncharacterized. The record is from RefSeq and is a predicted model, not a curated record. NCBI's taxonomy places the organism in Eukaryota, Viridiplantae, Streptophyta, Magnoliopsida, Caryophyllales, Amaranthaceae. The transcript has 2 exons. The coding region runs from base 46 to 414 and encodes 122 amino acids.
AAGGGUAAAUUAGCACUAUAAAUAAGAGCAAUGAUAUGAGUAAAAAUGAUCAAAACAAACCCACAUCUGUAUUAUCAAAUCUUGUCUCAAAAGUGUUUAGCUAAUAUUAUGGGUUUCUCCAAAUUUGCUGUUUUUGCGCUUCUUAUGCUCGCUGCAUCAGGUGUGAUAGAUGCGAAAUAUCAACCAAUCACCACCGGACCAAUAAUGAGUGAGGAACUGUUGAAGGCCGAAGUGAAGGCAUUGGCAUCACUUAGAGAAAUUGAAAGGAGUGUUAUUGCUUCAAAGCUGAUGCAAAAACUGAUCAGGACCGAAGAUAAGUGUUCUCCUCCGGGGGCCGCAUGUGGACGAUCGGAAGACUGUUGCUCCGGCGCUUGUGUUCCCCAUCCUUUUAUGUUUAUCAUUGUUUGCCAGUAAGAGAUCGAGGUUGCAUGGAUAAUCGGAUCAUGAUCCACCGAUAUGAUCGAUCAUCACCUUCAAUUUCCUUCGUUAAUUAUGUACUCCGAUCGAUCCCUACUUUUUACUGUAUCCGUGUAUCCGUGUACCAUAUAGAAUAAAAUUGACCAAUCUCUUGAGUGGUAGUUCUUGGAUUAGGAUCAAGUUUGGUUUCUAAUUUCUCGAUCUUAAUUAAGCCAAUAAUCUAUGUCUAUUUGUUUUAGCUAACCUUGUAAGUUCCGCACCAACAACUUGUGUCGGUUUAGGACAGAGCAAGAGAAGAUAUAUAAUCCCUUAUA